Messenger RNA from Limanda limanda (common dab), 1835 nucleotides. RefSeq names its product 3-hydroxyacyl-CoA dehydratase 2 (gene hacd2). Bases 69 to 800 code for a protein of 243 amino acids. Lineage: Eukaryota; Metazoa; Chordata; Actinopteri; Pleuronectiformes; Pleuronectidae. Gene Ontology annotation, molecular function: 3-hydroxyacyl-CoA dehydratase activity. Gene Ontology annotation, cellular component: endoplasmic reticulum membrane. The transcript has 7 exons. The record is from RefSeq and is a predicted model, not a curated record. Gene Ontology annotation, biological process: very long-chain fatty acid biosynthetic process; sphingolipid biosynthetic process; fatty acid elongation.
CUGUGAGUCGGUGAACCCGACAGGCAGUCGCUGUUGUCCGGGACCAAGCACCGUCGAGGGUCGCAGUCAUGUCGGCAGCUGCUGCGGGGACCAAGGCAGCCCACGGGGAUGUGGCCCCGAAGAAGAAGAGGGGCCCCGGCGCCCUGGCCACGGCCUACCUGGUCAUUUACAACGUUGUUAUGACAGCGGGGUGGCUGGUGAUCGCUGUGGGUCUGGUCAGAGCUUACCUGGCCAGAGGAAGCUACCAUGGGCUGUACUACUCUAUAGAGAAGCCUCUGAAGUUCUUUCAGACUGGAGCUAUUCUGGAGAUAGUGCACUGUGCCGCAGGAAUUGUACCGUCCUCAGUGGUCCUGACCGGAUUCCAGGUCAUGUCCCGGGUGUUCCUCACCUGGGCUGUCACCCACAGUGUCAGAGAGGUGCAGAGCGAGGACAGCGUGCUGCUGUUCGUCACAGCCUGGACUGUCACAGAGAUCAUCCGCUACUCCUUCUACACCUUCAGCCUGCUCAACCACCUGCCAUACCUCAUCAAAUGGGCCAGGUACACCUUCUUCUUCGCGCUAUAUCCUAUGGGAGUGACCGGGGAGUUGCUGACUAUCUAUGCAGCUCUGCCGUAUGUGCAGAAGACGGGCCUGUACUCCGUCACUCUUCCCAACAAGUACAACUUCUCCUUCGAUUACCACACCUUCCUCAUCCUCGUCAUGAUCUCCUACAUUCCCCUCUUCCCCCAGCUUUACUUCCACAUGAUACGACAGAGGAAGAAGGUCCUGGGCCACAUAGACGACUACAGCAAAGUGGAGUGAGCUGAACAGUAUUUCCGCAGAAAAUGAAAAACCAAAACAACCGAGAGAAGAGGAACUAAAUCGCAUCUGAUUUACAUAAAACCCCGGCAGUUUUCAAACUGCCAGAGCUGACCUGGCAGACGAUCAAAUUAUCAAGCAAAGUUAUUAUUAUUACUUUUUCUCUUACAGCUGUUGUCUGGUUUGUAUAAAUGCUCACUAAUGAACGAACUGGUGUUAUUUUUUUGGUUGUUUUGAUGUUUUCAUUCAUGAACUAUCAGGGCAUCGAAGGCCUCCACCAAGGCUAACGGCCUAUCUCGCCUUGUUUAACCAACUAACAACAAAUGCCAAUGAAAACACAACCCAGUUGGUGGAGGUAAUACAAUAAGGGGAGUCUUCUUUGUCUAGGGUUAAAAUACAAUUUGUUUGAGGUCAGUGGGUCAUUUGACAUGGAAGCUAUUAAAAACUAGAGUGUAUAUCUCUGCCAAGGCCCAACAGUCCCCUUAUGAAACCACAUUUUUAUUGAAUCUGCUCCAAAUCCCACACACUCAUGGAUAUCAGUAUCCUAGUAAAAUAUCUAUCUACGAAAAUGAAAAAGUAAUUCCUGGAUCCACAGUGAUCAAUCAUUUUUGCGUAAUCUUGCAAACCAACUAACAAACAGAUGAAAACCUGACGUCCUCGGUGGAGGCAUCGAACUGCAGUUACUUUAUUAUAGCCAAAGAUCUUACGGCUACAGAGGAACUGUAUUUUGACUUGAGCUGCCAUUACUCGAUCACGGCAAAGCAUUGAACUGCAUCCUGCACUGAUAGAAUCAAUAAUCUUAUUUUUCAAUGACUGUUGAAAGAUAGAUUUCUCACCUCCCUAUUGUCUUUUUUUAAGAUGCAGUUUUCCUUCACUGCAAUGUAGAGAAAAUAAUGUGAAGACUAGUUCCACAACUAGGUUGUCUGUAGGUUUUGCAUCUACAGUGUCAAGUCCACAUGUGUCUGUUUUUUUUUCUCAUUUCAAUACAGUCAGACGUUUGAUUUCAUUCCUAAUUUAAUCAAUAAAUGAUUAUUUUCA